This is a messenger RNA of Glycine soja, 1403 nucleotides long. RefSeq names its product phosphoglycolate phosphatase 1B, chloroplastic-like. Gene Ontology annotation, molecular function: phosphatase activity. The transcript has 10 exons. The record is from RefSeq and is a predicted model, not a curated record. Bases 172 to 1278 code for a protein of 368 amino acids. NCBI's taxonomy places the organism in Eukaryota, Viridiplantae, Streptophyta, Magnoliopsida, Fabales, Fabaceae.
GAGAUUAUGAUCCAAAAGUGCACCAACCAGGUCCACUCAAACCUAUGGCUCCUAUUCGACCAAUUAACCACUCCCCAUUCCUAGUAGUUGGUGCACCCAUGCACGCACCACACAAUUAAUAACCCAAAAAAACCAAAAUAAUAAAAAAAAAACUUUGCAAUUUCGUAGGAGAUGCUCAGGAGCAGCACGCUAACACAGAGUGUUACAGUCACCUGUGUUCAUCACAGUCACAGACAAUGGUUCCAAUCAAUUCCCGUAAAUUAUAGAUUCUGUGACGCUGCUCGGAACUCUCUAUCAUCCUACUCCGCCAUCUUCAAGUGGAAAAGAACGGCUAAUUAUAAUCGUAACCGUUCUGGAAUGGGAACCUUCACCACGCGCGCGUUGGCGCAGCCGCUCCAGAACGCCGACGAACUCAUCGAUUCCGUCGAGACAUUUAUUUUCGAUUGUGACGGAGUUAUAUGGAAAGGUGACAAAUUAAUAGAAGGGGUGCCUGAAACGCUUGACAUGCUUCGGUCAAAGGGCAAAAGAUUAGUUUUUGUCACCAAUAACUCAACAAAGUCUAGGAAGCAAUAUGGAAAGAAGUUUGAAACACUUGGCCUGAAUGUCAGCGAGGAGGAGAUUUUUGCAUCAUCCUUUGCAGCUGCUGCAUAUCUGAAGUCCAUUGAUUUCCCAAAAGAUAAAAAGGUUUAUGUCAUUGGAGAAGAUGGUAUCUUGAAGGAGCUUGAGCUUGCUGGAUAUCAGUACCUUGGUGGGCCGGAAGAUGGUGGGAAAAAGAUAGAACUGAAGCCAGGAUUUUUGAUGGAGCAUGAUGAAGAUGUUGGAGCAGUUGUUGUUGGAUUUGAUCGCCACUUCAACUACUAUAAAAUCCAGUAUGGGACACUCUGUAUACGUGAAAACCCUGGAUGUCUUUUCAUUGCUACAAACCGAGAUGCUGUUACUCAUCUCACAGAUGCUCAAGAAUGGGCAGGUGGGGGCUCAAUGGUUGGCGCUAUCAGUGGAUCUACUCAACGUGAGCCAUUAGUUGUUGGAAAACCCUCAACGUUUAUGAUGGAUUACUUGGCAAACAAAUUUGGCAUUUCGAAGUCACAGAUAUGUAUGGUUGGGGACAGAUUAGACACUGAUAUCUUGUUUGGACAAAAUGGUGGUUGCAAAACUCUUCUUGUGCUCUCAGGCGUCACCACACUGGCCAUGCUUCAGAGCCCUAACAACUCCAUACAGCCGGACUUCUAUACCAACAAAAUUUCAGAUUUUCUUUCCCUGAAAGCUGCAGCUGUAUGACUAUAAUAUUUAUACAGUAUCCCCAAAUGGUGGUGGGAAAAGUCAUGUAUUUAAGAAGUAAAUUGAAUUUUGUUCAUUCCUUAUUUAUUUUUAUUAAUCAAUACUAGUUCCUAAGAGGACUGAAA